Messenger RNA from Oryza sativa Japonica Group (Japanese rice), 2131 nucleotides. Lineage: Eukaryota; Viridiplantae; Streptophyta; Magnoliopsida; Poales; Poaceae. The record is from RefSeq and is a predicted model, not a curated record.
GCUACGACUAGCUCAUUGUGCCACACCACCCAACACACAUCUGCUACCAUUUUUAUCGGAAUUACUACGUACGCACGCACCCGCCUCAGUAGUUCAAGAACACAUAUACACACUUCAAAAAUCUUGCUAGCUUAAAUUACUUUGCAUUUUAACCAUACGGAUAGAUUGAUCUACCGAUCGGCUAUGAAGAUCACGGUGCAUUCAUCCAAGGCCGUGAAGCCGGUGUACGGCGACGCCGUGGCCGCUCCGAGCACCGCCGACGUUGUGCCGCUCAGUGUGUUCGACAGGGCGAACUUUGACACGUACGUCUCCGUCAUAUACGCCUUCCGCCCGCCGGCUCCGGCCAACUCCGUCCUCGAGGCGGGCCUCGCCAAGGCGCUGGCCGAGUACCGCGAGUGGGCGGGCCGCCUCGGCGUGGAUGGCGACGGCGACCGCGCCAUCCUGCUCAACGACGCGGGCGCGCGGUUCGUCGAGGCGACGGCCGACGUGACGCUGGACAGCGUCGUGCCGCUGGAGCCGACGCCUCGGGUGACGAGCCUCCACCCGAGCGCCGACGACGACGGCGCCGAGGCGGAGGUGAUGAUGGUCCAGGUCACGCGGUUCGCGUGCGGGUCCCUCGCCGUGGGCUUCACCGCGCACCACAUGGUGUCCGACGGCCGCGCCACCAGCAACUUCUUCCUCGCGUGGAGCCAGGCCACCCGCGGCGUCGCCAUCCACCCCGUCCCGGUGCACGACCGCGCCUCCUUCUUCACGCCGCGCGACCCGCCACGGGUGGACUACGAGCACCGCGGCGUGGAGUUUAAGACUUGCGAAAAGCUCGACAGAAACGAGAACAACGACGACGGCCAUGGACACGGCCACGACGGCGAGGUGGUGGUGACACACAAGGUGCACUUCAGUAGGGAGUUCAUCUCCAAGCUCAAGGCGCUCGCGUCGGCCGGUGGCGGCCAGCGUUCGUACAGCACCCUGCAGUGCGUGGUGGCGCACCUGUGGCGCUGCAUAACGAUGGCUCGCGGGCUCGAGGGGAGCGUGGCCACGAGCGUGUCCAUCGCCGUGGACGGGCGCGCGCGGAUGAGCCCGCCGGUGCUGGAUGGCUACACGGGCAACGUCGUGCUCUGGGCACGGCCGACCGCCACCGCGCGGGAGCUCGUGACCAUGCCGCUGCAGCACGCGAUGGGUCUCAUCAACCGGGCGGUGGCACGGAUCAACGACGGCUACUUCAAGUCGUUCGUCGACUUCGCCAACUCCGGCGCGGUGGAGGAGGAGCGGCUGGUGGCGUCGGCCGACGCGGCGGAGAUGGUGCUGAGCCCGAACAUCGAGGUGGACAGCUGGCUGCGGAUCCCGUUCUACGAGCUUGACUUCGGCAGCGGCCAGCCAUUCCUGUUCACGCCUAGCUACCUGCCGGUGGAGGGUCUUCUCAUCCUCCUGCCAUCUUUCUCCGGCGACGGCAGCGUCGACGCCUACGUGCCACUCUUCAGCCACGACAUGGACACCUUCAAGAACUGCUGCUAUGUACUCCCUGAACUCAGCUAAUUCUGCUGGCGGUCUUGGUCGUUGACUGCACGAAGUGUCCCAUCUUUUUUAUUGUGUCUUUCAAAACGUCUAUUCAUUUCUCUAGGGGAUGUCAUCUUGUUUUUCCAUGUCGCUUAAAAAAUCAUAAAAGUUUUUAAAAAAUAAGUAAGAACUAAAAAAAUUAUAAGCCGUAAAAUCCAGCGUGGGUUUAGAAAGUUUUGAUCCCUUUGUUAUAUGGAAAUAGCUUUUCUUCAUAUUUGCGGUGGGUACAUUAGGUAUAUUAGCGAGUCCAUUUCAUCUUAGUGUCUAUCCACCUAAACGUCCAUGAGAUUGUUCGCUUCUGUUGGCUGUUGCAGCGGUAGCGGCUGUGGCCAUUGAAAAUGGCUGCCAGCGGCAGUAGCUUUUGGAGCUCCCGCAACUGCAGUGGGUGCGACAACAAUCACUACCGAUCAGCCUCUAUAUAAAGGAUUAUGUAUGGGCAAUAUUAAAACUGUACUUUCAAGUAGUACAUUGUUGUAUUUUUCACAGCUUUCGCAGUUACCGGAACUAUAUGUAUGAGUCAACAACUACUACAAUUGAAUUGUUUGGGCCUACUGCCGUACUCGUUAUCAGUGGGAAA